This is a messenger RNA of Diabrotica balteata, 1019 nucleotides long. The record is from the annotation of a GenBank genome assembly. NCBI's taxonomy places the organism in Eukaryota, Metazoa, Arthropoda, Insecta, Coleoptera, Chrysomelidae.
UUUGAGAAUCAGUUAAUGAACCUUUUAGUCACCGGUACUCUAAUUUUUUCCUCAUUUAAUAUCAUUUAGUUCAAAUUGGUAUAUAAAUCGAAAUAUAAAUACCUUAUAGAUAUUUUACUCCAGAGUUAUCUGUUCAUCAUUUAGUAACCAUCAUGAAGACUUUGGUUGUAGCUUUAGCACUAGCAUCAGCUAUUUUUGCUGAGCCUGGCAUACUUGGAGACAUGAUAAGAGGAGUACGUGGUGAUGAUAACGGACAAAUAUAUACGUCUGAUGGUAAAGAUGAUGGUGUAAAUUCUAGGGGACGACGCCCACUGGCAGCUAUGGGGGGUAGAGAUACAGUGAGAGACAGAGAUAUGGAUGACAUGGGCGGUAUGGGAGGCAGAGAUGGAAUGGAUAGUAUGUCUGGCAGUAUGGGUAACAGACGAAGACCAGGUGGUAUGGGAAUGAUGGACGGAUCAGAAGGCAUGGGAAGUAUGAGAGGACCAGGGAGAAGAGGAAGUAUGGGAGGAGCAGGGGGUAUGGGAAAUAUGGGAGGGUCCGGAGGUAUGGGAAAUAUGGGAGGGCCCGGAGGUAUGGGAUAUAAUGAUGGUAUGGGGUAUAAUGGAGGUAUGGGAUAUAACGGAGGUAUGGCUAUGGGAUACAUGCCUGGUGGUUUUGGCUAUACACCUGUUUCUCAAUAUUUUGCAUCCAUGGGUGUAAUUCCAACUGGAAAUGGAUACUGUAGCUGUCCACCACAAUUACAAAUGUACCAAGGUAAUUCCUUUGGUGGUCCAUAUGGUGGUCCAAAUGGUGGACCAAAUGGUGGUCCAUAUAGAGGGAAUUCCUAUGAUCCAAUGUCCAAGCAAGGAAAUUAUGGAUCUGAUGACGAAUCAAUGUCUGGUAAUCGCGGUACUCCUUUCCUAGGCGAACGUGGCGGCUUUAAGGAAGAGAAAGAAAAAGAGGCUGAGGCUACAAAACCUGUUGUGGCAGACGAAAAGAAAACUGACGAGAAAGCAGUAGUAGCAACUGAUGCUCAUUAG